AUGCAUAUUUUUCUACUUGUAUUUUUUCUGUCCACAUUUCUGCCACGUUUUUCGUCAGCCGAUUUGUGUCAAAAUGAAGUUUGUCAAAAUGGUGGAACUUGUGUGAUUGCGAGUAGUGAGUUCAAUAUUUUUUCCUAUAAAUAGAAAAUGUCCAAGCAGAAAAAGAAGGAAAAAUCGGAAAUUGAUGGUUUUUGAAUUGUUUUGUUGUUAUUAAUAACAACAAAUAACGUUAUUUAUGAAACUUGAUUUGUCAUAUGGGUCAAAAUAUGAUUUGAUCGGUUAGAAAAAUCAUUUAUUAGAAACAAAAGAAAACUAACCCAAAAAAUUUUAAUUCCAACUGAUUGAGGGUUUUUGAAACAGUAAUUUUUUUUUGAAUAUUUAAUUUGAUUUUGGUGAGGGAGAAUCAAUGCUAGGAGGAACAAUAAAAAUACUUACAAUAGAGAGUUGAAUAAUUUUUGAAACGGUGAAUUUUUGAGAAAAAAGUUACCAUUUUUUGAAAAUAGUUAUGAUGUGGCAAACUGGUAGUUUUGAUGGUUUUAAUUUUUGAAAUUAAAAGUACGCACGAACGAAAAAUCCAAUUCCCAAAAAUUCUUAAAAUAGUAAAUUUACAAAAAAAAAACAAAGGGAAUUUUUUUUUAAAUUUGUCCCUGUUCAAGUUUUAUCUGUUGAAGUUGGUAUUACUUAAACUCACUAUUAGAAAAAAUGUUUAAUGUUAGUUAUGCAAAUUUCGUUCAAUUUUUUGUUUUGCUAGGAAAAAAACAAAACCAAACGUUCUGAACAUUAAAAUAUCUUUAGAAUUUUUUGAAACAGCGAAUUUAUGCGGGAUAAUAUUUUUUAAAGAAAAUUCUACAUGUCUUCAAAUUUCAUAAAUUAACCGGAGAUUUGAAAAAUAUUAUUGUCAAAAAAGAGGAGCAAUAUUUCAAAAACAAUAUUUCAAAAUUCCAAAAUUGCUUCUACAUUUUUUGAAACAGUAGAUUUUCUGGGAGUAAAUUAUUUUUGAAAAUGUGUUCUCUCGCCACAAAAAAAGGCAUGCAUCUCAAAAUUUGGUCAAUUUUUUUAUGGAUCGAAAAAAUUUAAAGCAAUCAGAUUUUUCCAACCUCAAUGAUUUUCUGAUAACUUUGAAACAGUAAAAUUUUCAUGCAAAAAUAAACUCUUCAGAAGCAGAUUCAAAGAAAAUAAGAUAAAUUUGCUUGCAAUUAAACUUUUUUGAAACAGUGAAUUAAAAAAAAAUUCAACAUUUUAUUCGGCUGAUUCUUGGUCUGGCUUCAAAUCAAACAAGAAAAUGUUGUUUGCAAUUAACUUAUUUUUGAAACAGUGAAAAAAAUCAAAUUUGCAGCAUCUCCUGUCACUUCCUCCUGUCCUCAAAAUACACUAUAUUUUAUGGGAUACUGUUAUCAGUUCGACCCAAAUCUUCGAAACUGGAAUGAUGCCGCGCUGUUUUGCAGUAAAAUUUCGAAUUCAGCACUUCCAUCUUUAGAAUCUUCAGAUGACCAGGCAUUUUUUACCGGUUAUUUGACAGCUAUUUUACCCACACAAAAUGGAAUGUGGACAUCGAUUCGAGGAGUGAAUAAUAUAACUAGACCUUCGUGGGUUUCUUAUCCUGGAUCAUAUUUGGUGACUGAUACAUUCUGGGCACCACAAGAACCUAAUGUUUAUUUGGAUUAUUUUGGUGAGUAUGUUUUGAAAUCAUUUCAAGUUAUUCAAACUCAGAGGGAGCCUUUAAAAGUUCACUUUCAGAUUUUUCAUAAACAUUUUCUAUCACAGGCUAUGCCGAUCAGAAUUUUCCUAAAAACAAAACGCUUGUGUAUUUUUUGAAACAGUUAUUUUUUGUUGAAAAAAAACCUCGGAUAAAAAAUUGACGAAAAGCAACAUUUAAAACGUGAAAUGGCGUGUUUAUUUUUAUUUCCAAAAAGAUUUCAUUUCUCAAAAUAUUUUUUUCCAGACGUCUGUGUUUCUUUGGAAGCUCAAACCUAUUAUCGCGAAUGGACUACAGCAUUAUGCACCGAGUUGAAAUACACGGUGUGCAAAAUUUUGCCAAGUUCUUUUAAUGAACAAUAUGUGGGACAAUGUAUUUGUCCGCAAGGAUACGGUGGAAUCAAUUGCGAGAUUGGUAAGUUUUUAAAAACGUUUAAAGAAAAACUUUGGAAGAAAAAAAACACACAAAUUGAAACCACGCGCGCUCCCGUCACCGCGGAGUCUCGUUGUUUUCUUCAUCUUUUUUUUUAAUUUUUAUCGGAUUUUCUCGGAAAUGCAUACCGAGGUCUUUUUUCAAUCAAAAUUUUCCAACAUUAUAUUUUUCAGCUGAUUCACAAGAAUCUUCAUCCUCACAAAGUCAGAAUCAAAAUCAAAAUCAAAUAACUUGCGCCAGACGAGAAUUCCAAUAUACCUGCCCACAAAAUCAAUCAAUAAUAGUUGAUUUCGCUUCAUUUGGUGCCAAAGAAAGAUCAAAUUGUGGCCAACAAACAAGUGGUGUGCAAACAUGCUCAAAUGUUAAUUCUCUUCAAACAGUUAUCAAUUUAUGCCAAGGUCUUCAAAGUUGUCAGAUUCAAAAUUUGACGGACACUUUUAAAAAUACACCGUGUCCUGUGAAUGACGAAUUGUUUUUGGAGACGAGGUUCAGAUGUCAAGAUGGUUAGUUGAAAAUAUUAAUUUUUGAUAAUUAAAAAAAAAAAUUCAAGAAAGUUAGAUUUUUUAAAGAAAAAAUAGACUGUUUCAAAAAUAAUAAAUUUUUUAGAUGGAAAAUGAAUUAUACUCACUUCUUUUUUCAGAAACUCCGAUAAGUUGCCAAAACAAUGAAAUAACAUACAAUGGAAGAUGUUAUAAUCUGCUUCUCGAAACAAACACAAAAAAACAAAAAACGUUCGAACAAUCUCAAGAAUAUUGUGCACAAUCAGGCGGUCAAUUGAUAUCUUCCCUCUCUCCAGAUCUUCAAAAUCAAAUUGCUCGAAAAGCCAGAUCAGCUUCAAAAAAACCAAUAGAUUUCUGGCUGGCAAAUUGCCAACUUCUCGAAAUUUCUUCAUCCGAUAUUUCAACAUCGAACUCAACUUCUUGCACAAAAGAUCAAGCAAAUCCAAUAUGUUCAACAGUUCCGCAAUCAGAAAUUGUGAAAAAUGGACAGCGAACAACACAAAGUGCACCGCCAAAUUCAGUGAAUAAAGAGGAUUCUCAAUCGAGACAGGUUUAUACUGGAACACAACCGUGA
This is a messenger RNA of Caenorhabditis angaria, 3202 nucleotides long. NCBI's taxonomy places the organism in Eukaryota, Metazoa, Nematoda, Chromadorea, Rhabditida, Rhabditidae. The record is from the annotation of a GenBank genome assembly.